ACCCAUCACAACAUCAAAACAAAAAGAUGGCUGACCGAAUUUGUAACGCGGAUUACUCGCACAAAGCAAGGCCGAUAUAUUUAACAUCGCCUGCGUUAAGCCAACUUUAAAUUAAUAUAAUCAAGUAUGACCUUCCGCCACUUUCACUGGUUGAUUUUGGGGAUUGCUUUCUUGAUUGAAAGUGGGCAAAUGAAAGAUGUUUUUGGAAUGCCUUGGAGACUGUUCAUGGGCGGAAGUAAUCUGUGCUUCGAUUUUGGAUCGUCGCCCGGACCACAGGAAAUACACCGUGAAUACAUUGCUUAUGAAGUUCUUUUCAGCGAUGAGACAUCUUUGAUUGCUAAUACCAGUUACUGCAAUCUCGAUGUCUGGAUUGAUGGCUCGAAAGGGAUAUUAUUGCAUGGAAGAGAUAAAGGAUCGUUCCACAAAAUCGACGCUCGCUUGAAAAUUGAGAAUCCGGAAUUCUUUAAGGUAAUGAAAGUCAGAUGCAUGAUUCCUUCUUUCCUUACUUGUCGUGGUCACACAAAAAGUGCCUUUCAGCGACACUGCAUCUAACCGAGUUAAUCGCGAUUAACUACUAUCACUUCUAAUUGAAUUAACUCGCCCAUGGAGAAAAAUUCCGGGAAAAAAUGCAUUCCAUUGUUUUAUUCGAUUGUCUGUUUGCAUUUUUGUUUGUGAUAGAAGUAUGUACUUAAGUAUUCUGUCGUGUCGGGAGUGCUGUAGCAUAGAGAUCAUAUUUCAAUUUUUUUUGUAUUCCCAGAUCUAUAUCAACAGAGAACUUCAAGCGUGGUUCGAUCAUCGAUCACGCGUGAAUCUGACCAUGCUGAUUUCAUGUCCCAACCGGAAGUUAAUGCGUUGCAUUCAGUUUCAAGAAGGAAAAGGUAAGUUUUCAAGAAAUAUUUAAAUAGCUUAUUUUGGUAGUUAUAGGAAAAUGAAAGUGUUUAAUGUUUGAAUUGUGCACAAAUGAUUUUUACAGCGUCUCUCACUGAUACAUCUCCAUAUCACUUUUUUAUCAAAUGCAUGCUGCAUCAAGCAAAAAUAAUGUUACAUCGUACUUUCAUAAUAAGUAAGAAAAUGUCUUAAAAUAACUAGGUGAAAAUAAAAAAAAAACAUUAUAACCUCUCAGAAUUGUCACAUUAUUUCACAUAGGUUUUGAGAAAAAAUAGUGAUCAGCAAGGUCCUAUCCAGGAAUCCAUGAGAAAAACUUAAAGUAAAAUCACAGGGGGCCCACACAAUGUGUUUAAGUAGCUGAUUGUUAUUAUAUAGUAAAUGUACUGGAUUUACCGUUUGCUUCACCUAUAGCGAUAUAUAUAUGUAUAUAAAUCAAUGAUAAAUAAACGUUGAAUUACCUUGCCUGUGGUCUAUAGUCGUCCUUUUGCCUCAAAAGCGGUUUUUUGAGCGAUUUUGAAUGAAUUUAAGUUCGCCAUUGACUGUUCCAUAAUAGAAGGACAAGGGAGGAAUCCUUGUUUUGAAAGGGUUCCAGCACCGGAGCGAUUUUUCCCCCCAAAAUCGCAUCGCUCCGCUUUCAAACUUCGCAGCAUAAAGGUCAAGAGAUUCACGAUUCUUCUCGUACCUUCCAAUCGAAAAUCCAUCCAAACGGCCCAUAGCUAGCCCUCGAAGAAAAUCAAAAUCCCACAGUAUUCGAGCGACUGGAAUGCGUAGCAAGAUUCAUACGUGCCAGCCACAAACCGUCCCACUGAUUGCCUUUUUUUUUAUUGGAUGUCGUUAAACAAAUGGUUAAAUUUAACUGAUGCAGAAGACUUGGUAAGCGUUUGUUGUUUAACGACAUCCAAUCAAAACAGGAAAUCAGCGGGACGGUAAAAUCACUCCGGUGCUGGAACCCUUUCAAAACAAGGAUUCCUCCCUUGUCCUUCUAUUAUGGAACAGUCAAUGGCGAACUUAAAUUCAUUCAAAUUCAUUCAUUCUGGGAGAAAGACCCCACUCAACCCCCCCACCCCUACGAGGCUCGUGCACGGCUUCGGCACUGGCAAUAAUGUCCUGCCCAUACAAAAAACCUAGCUACAGCCCUGAGUUUUUAACAGAGAACAUAACACAUGCCCAUUUUUCAUAACUGAUUCUUUUCUUUUUAGAGCUGUUACCUCUGCAAAGAAGACUGUUGAGUGUGGGUACUGAUGACCUGUACUUGCACAGGAAUCCCAAUAAAGGCCCACAACCACUGCAAACAGUCAUCAUGUUGAUUGCAGGAGUUGUGCUCCUUGUUAUAGCUGGAAGCCUGUGCUCUGUUUGUAACAAAGACCGGGAUAACCUAUCCGAGUGAGUACCGUUGCUUCACUACCUGGACGUAUAAAACAUAACAGUAAAAUCCGAUGUUUGUCUAUGGCACUUGUGACUAGUACUUAUUUUUACCACCACUGUCCAUACGUUUUAAAAAUGUCAAGUGAUCUUCUUUUUCUUUUCACUGGUACCUUAUUUCUUGGAAUUGUUUUCUUAUUGACUAUAGAUCAGGGAAAAGAGCUCAAAUAUUAUCAUAUCAUGAACGCUUGCCAAGUCAGUAUGAGGUAGGUAUUGGAGAAUGUGUAACAUACAAAUGAAAAGUAGGAUAAACUAAUGAAAAAAAUAAAGUGAGUGAAAAGUAGAGUAGCAACUUUUGCUUAUCAAAAGAGAUUCAUCUUGUGGGAAAACAAAAUGUGUUAAAUGGAUUGGUUGAAAAUGAGGUUGUUCAGUUUUUUGUCAGUCUUCGUAUCUCUUGGUAGACCCCAUCACUCAAGGAGGACAAAGGGUAAUGACGGUGACAUGGUACGUCAUUCUUCCUUCCAAAUUCGUGGAGAAAAUCUAAUCUUUCUUAAAAGAGCAAUUUGUUUCUGAAUUUAUGGCUUGCACAGUCUAACACCAAAAUUUACCAACAAAUAUAGCUUACGUUAGGGCCUAAAAAGUUGUUGGGGUGGGUAAAAAUUGCUUUCCUACCCAUCCUUCUGUACAUCGUCGACGCCGAGGCGAGCCACAGUGAAUAAACGUUUUAAGACGUUGGUUAAGGUGGAGGUUUUCUUACAGCAAAUUUAGUCUUUGGAAUAACAGUUUGAUUUCUCGCGUGCUGAUUGGCCGAGAACUAUGGUCAAUAAGUCUACAGACCAUGGAAAUAACGUGAUGGUAGCGCAAUUAGAUUUUCUCCUUCAAGGGCGUGCGACUUUCCAAUAAAUUCAACGUAAGUGGACGCCAAAAACUAUCAAUGUUAUUUAAAAACAACAACAACAAAAAGACAAAAAUUUUAAGGACUGUACCCUUAUCGACCAUAGAAACGGCGUCAGAAUGUUGAAAACUCAAGUGGAAACGCGAGCCGUAGGCGGGUGGUUUCGCUGUAAAGUUUUGAACAUUUUGACCGCGUCAUUUCUAUGGUCGAUAACAGAAUAGACCAUGUAAAAUUGCUGUUUAUUUGUUAACUCUAAUGAUUUCUUAUGGCUUAGUAUCGUGGACUUAAAGUACUGUGUGGCGAAUUUUACGAUUUUACUUAAUGUUUAAAAAGAAAGGUGCUCGUGAUACAGUCUAACAUGACGGUUUUUAUGGUUGUUUCUCUUUUCUUUUGUAGUCAAUGCCACGAGAGCAAAAAGUUCAACAAGAAACAGUCUUGGAGACAAAUGAUGACGUAGUUGUUGAAAGGGCAGAAAGAAUUGAAUCUCUUAACGUAGAAAACCACGUUGCGCUGUAUGACGAGCUGACAGUAAGCGUUCAGCACGUAGCACCGCAAAGCGUGGAAGAUGAGACGUUCGAGGGGGUGAACCAUGUACCAGACAACGAGCACCAAGAGCAAAGAAGUGAACACAACGUUCAAAGUAGCGAAAAACACGUUCAAAGUAGCGAAAAGCACUUGUCAAGUAGUGAACAGAACGUGCAAAGUAGUGCACAGCACGUGUCAAGUAGUGAACAACACGCGCAAGGUAGCGUGCAGCACGUGCCAGGUGGUGCGCUAGGGAUACCGCCUAGUGUGCAAAGUAGUGUGCAACACGUGUCGUCGACGGCUGUGAAUCACAUGACCGAAGAUGAAAAGAAAAAGCGAAGUAGCAAACACGAACAUGAUCAAGAAGAGCAUAAAGGCAGAUUUUGGAAACGCACCCGCUCAUCCAAAAAAAGUGCAGCCAGCACUGAUACCAAGAGGACUUCAGAUACAGUUUUAAGAGCAGAAGAAGAACAAAAACAUCACGAUAGACGAUCAAAAAAAGGUUCUAAAGAACAUAAAGGCAAAGCAGGGAAACCGAACGAAAGAAAAAGUUCCUCAGAAAGCGAAGAAAGAAAACCUUCAGAUGAACACCGAACGGAGAGACCACGAGAGAAGACACCAACACUGGAUCGGCACUCACGAGGUCUUCCGACACCACCACUACCACCUGCCCCACCGGGCUCACAUGGGCAUACCCUUCCAGACCGACCCCUCCCCGAAAGGCAGAGUUCUGCCCCGGAUGGUACUGGGUUGGAAGAAGAUAACAACUAUGAAAUAGUAGAAAAACGAAAAACGAGAUCCGUGGAGAAUAUCGACCUUGCAACCGAUGAAAAGUACGAUGCUGUUCGGAUUGAAGUCGAAAAGCCCCGCACUGUUCGUUCCGCUGUCGAAUCGAUCAACGUGGAGCGCCCCGACAGUUGGAGGGGUAGUGACAUUUACGAAAUCGUCGAGGAAACAAGCCAGGCUGAAGAUCUGUACGACGAAGUUGAAAACAAUAAGAAAGAGAACAGCGAGAAGGACGAAGACGAGGAUCCUGAGGAUCCUUAUUCGCGAAUUAAAAAGCUGAAAGAAAUGGAAGUUUUGGAGAACUUAGAACUCUACGAGGAAGUCGAUACAAAGCCGGAAAUUGAAGUGACAAGCCCCGAUCAAGUAGUAGUAAACAUUGAUAAGGAAUCGAUUCGUAAUCGCUGUAAGAGCGAUACAGCUGGCCUUCAGAAACCUAGUAACGAGUUUAUCAGACGGUGUCACACAAUCGACGUGGUGCGGGAGAGACAAGGCGUGGAUGCAUCCUCAGAAGGCAAGGUUUCAAAUGCGUUAGUGGAUUAUCUUUACGCUAAGGUGGAUCUCAGUAAGAAAAAGAAGAGACUUGCAGAGAGUCACACUGGAGAGGAAUGGAGCGAUGACAACCCCCCUCCCCUCCCCCCAGUUUAUAUUUCAUCUAAGCAAAUUCAGAUCGAGAUGGGAACAGUUGAAGGUAAGUGAGUAAAUAAACGACCUGAUUUGAUUCUUUCAUGACUUGUUAUACUGUUACUACAUGUGUAAUCAGUGAUGGAUCUAUACCUUCAGAUAAGGGGGGAGGGGGGGGGGGAAUUCAUCCAGACCCUGAGUCCUGAGAUAAGGGGGGGGCUGGGCGGUCUCAAAAAAAUUUGGUCAAAAAAAAAAGAUUGGGGGGGUGGCGAGACCCAGGCCCUACCUCAGGAUCCGCCACUGCUAUAUCGUUACUCUGGGUUCGUUGUCAAGUUCGACGUUCCAGGCUCUGUGGGCCUCGAUCGGUCCUCGCCACUGAGUUUUUUUUCCCUUUGGCUUUCCGUCGACUUCAAUGGAACUCAACACGCGGGCAAGAAAACACAAAUGAAAAAAAAAUUGAAUCGUCCUUUUGUUUUCAAGUGCUCUAUAAAGGUGAAAUUAGGACGAUUCGCUUUGUACUCGUGGAGUGCUGGCAAAGAAAUAUUUUUUUCACGUGCACGUUAUGCACGUGCAGUGUUGCUGUUUUGCUGAUCUAAGGUUACGUCCACUCUAAUCAGGAUAUUUUUGAAACCGUACAUUUUUUUUCACUCGAAUGGGUCUGUUCGUCUUCCCGAAACCAGUGAAUUUGCUCACGGAAACCCCAUUUUUUGAAACCGCUUUCCAGAUAAGUUAAAGGCUCCGUUCAUACGAAUGUGGCAAAAAAAUAAAUGUCGGAAUCGCUUGCAUGGGACUUAAACCUAUUGUUUUUUUUUUCUGUUCGUCGCCAUUGCUUAAGCUUCCUAUUAUUCCAGUCUCAUUUCUGGCAACCGUAUUCCACAAAUAAAAUCAAUGUAGCUCUUCUUUACUCGUAUAACCGUCUACUUCUAAUGCGAGCACACACAAUGAAACUCAUACCUCUAUGGUCGUCAACAGGUGCUGAAGACAGCCUGUACGAUGAAGUUGCGCCGAGUUCAAGUGAUAAUACGCCUCUUUUGAAUAACGACUUAUCUGUACCUGAUACUAGUGCAGAUGAGGACAAAAGAUUAUCGGCCGCUUCCGGCUACUACGAACUUGUUGAAGUCAAACACGAGGUUCCUACGGUUGAUGGUAAUUAUACAGGGAUUGUGGAUGAGGGGCCUAGGCCCAAAUCGAACAGUAGUGGUCGAGCGGAACCUGUGCACGUGGACAGCAGCAGCACGCUUGCGUGCGCUUCAUCUGCGGUAAUCGAUUGUAAUGGAACGGUGGAAGGAGAAGACGAAGACGGCGCACCACAUUACGAGAUAGUAACGCCGCGAAGGACAGAGAAAAAAGUGUCCAAAACAACGCACGUAGCAUGGAUUUGAUGUAGUAUUGGAGUGCUGCUGAAAACUCUACAAAGAUUAGAAUUCAUGUUGUCAGGAGUUUGUGAUCUGGAGCGCUCGCCGUAUCACAGACUUUCAAUUUAUAAAACUUUUACACUUCUUUACUCUUACCAGCUGCUGCUAGAAGUCCUACUCUGCUCUUAUUGGCUGGGAGUUUUUUUUGGCGCGAGAAAUGAAUCUAUUAAUAGUCUGAAAGCAUGACACUCUGCAGUGACCACGACUUUACAAGAGAGAUAGAGGUUCCAGGGUGAAAAACUGUUCUUGUUGAUCUGAACCACGUAAUACAGACUCAUUUGGGUACUGCUGUUAAUAUCUGACUAGUCAGAAAUAGUCCAGUCCAUUAUAUUACCAAAACGCGCAGUACGUGCCGAGUGUGCUCUUUUGUGAAAAAAUAGAGACCUAAGUGUGCACCGUUUCCGUGUACGGGAACGGGCAAGUUACCCGUACUCUUAGCCGUAAAUACGGGUAGACUGCCUCUUACCCCGGAGAAACGGCUAGGUUACGGGGCAGAACGGUGAUGCCAUUAUCACAUCUGGGAAGUCAUCAUGGUCGCCUUUUGUAUAAACUGCGUGGCAAACAUGUUCGCCUACCUGACCCGUAGGCAGAAACGGUGUAUCUUAAGGUCCCUAAUGCAUGCGUACGGUUUGGCGCAAAUAGUGGGGUAUUCCGUUAAGGGGGAUCACGUUGGCCUCGAUUUUUAAGCGCUCUCUAAAUCGCUUACGAAGUCUGCUCUUCUUUAAUUUACAUAAUUCAGUAAUGCACUCAGCGAUGUUUUCUUUUUCCUUAAUCAACGUCCGUAUUGUCUUUUACAUUUUUCGAAAGUAACAAGGCUGGAAUUUAUAUAUAUGAAAUGAAUGUUAAAAAGGGAAAGUAAAAUUAUUGUUAGAGGCUCUAGAAGCGCUUUUCCAGAUGACGGUGAUAACGAUUCCUAAACGUCUUUUGGGCUCGUGACAAAAAUCACAUCACAACACUCGUCACGGAAGAUUACGUGAUAUCUCUAAAUGCGCCUUUAAAAGUGGCGUACAAAUUAAUGCAUUAUUCGCGAAACUGAGGGUGUUCUUUUUUGUAUGAAGAAUUUCUAUUUAUAUAAAAUAUACUGCAAAUAUUACUCAAAUUUAUAAAACUCAUUAAGUAACCUUAAGGUGUAGCGAGAUGUAAAGAAGGUUUUUUUUAUAUACUCUGGAUCAUAAUAAGCUUGUGCCUGCGAUGGUUGGCGCAUUUAGCAGAGAAAACGCAACGUCAAUUGAGAACGCAAAAGCGCGCGAAAAGGAUUGAACGCGACUUGUAGUGCUCAAUUUGCCGCUGCGCCAUUGGUCAGUUGGGUUUUUAGAUCAGUUGUAUGGUCAGUUGAAUUUUAGAUCUACCUCUCUCGCCUCGUUGACUUUGCUAAACCCGAAAAUUUGCAACGUUAUCUGCUUAAAGGACAUGGGAGAGGUCCACACCCAGGCUUGCUAGAAGCUAAAAUCAGAAUUUGACUAGCAAUGAAAUUUCAGUUACCGACUCAUUUUUCUUUGAAUAAAGAGAAUGAAGUUCUUCUUUCUUGAAUUAAUAGGUAGCUGAUAAUUCUUGCAGGGUUUACGGUUUUCGAGUAAUCAUUGGCGUGGCACAAAAAAAAAUCGAAAAUAAAGUUUUCGCGCGAAGCGUUGGGUAUUGACUUGUUUCCAGUCGACUCCGGUCGAAAAACUAGAGGACCGCCUGGAGACAAGUUUAAUACAAGGUGUUCUUUCCCUUGACCGUUGGUUACCAACGCUGUGAAGCCGCUGGUGGAUUUCUAAACAGUCGGUUAAGGUUACGAAUCUAUUAAGUUGUGAGGGUUUUCCAGUGCUUCUUUUCUUCCAACGUUGUUAGCCCAGGUAGACAGAUCUUUGUCGUAUUUCUUCAUUGUAAUACGCGCAGCAUUCUUGAGUCGUUGUACGAAAACCUAGCUUCUGAAUAUUGAAAGUAUACAGCACAGUAAAUUUCAAUCUGAUAUACCAUUCGUUCAAUGUGGUAUUAAAUGUCGGCUCUAACACUCUUACCACCCGAGCCUAAAUUUGCAUUUUGUGGUGGCUUCAGGGUUCCUACAGAGUCUUGAAUUCUUGAAAAAAUCUUGAAAUUUGCCCAACAAUUUUCAAGACCUAGAGAAAGUCUGGAGAAUAGAGAUAAAGUCUGGAAAAAAUGGCAAAAAGCCUUGAG
Molecule: messenger RNA, 8652 nt
Organism: Porites lobata
Lineage: Eukaryota; Metazoa; Cnidaria; Anthozoa; Scleractinia; Poritidae
Source: the annotation of a GenBank genome assembly